CAGCAACUAGUCAAAGUUUUUCGCUGCAACUUCUUUUCCCUUUCUUUCUUCCUUCCUUCCAAUUUUCUCUACCCCAAACUCCAAACAGUAUUGCUCUUCAAAAAGAAAGACUAGCUAGCUCGCUGAAAGCCAUGAACCAAAAUCCUGCAUCAUCUUCCUCGAGCGAACCCGAAAGAUUCAGUUCUUUUAGUUCGUUGUUGCAGCAGCCUUUCAACUUUUUUGAUUUGCGAAGGAAAUGAAAACCGUCCCCACUUCUUCAUCGGCGUCGCCGUCUCGUCUUCCAGCUGGGGAGUACGAGGUUUUCCUGAGCUUCAGGGGUCCCGACGUCCGCAAUAACUUCGCCGAUCAUCUCUACACCUCGCUGUCGCGUGCCAAAAUCCGCACGUUUAGGGACGAGGAAGAGCUGCGCAAGGGGGAAGGGAUUGCGCCUUCCCUAGUCCGGGCCAUCCCCGAAUCCAAGAUCUACAUCCCUGUUCUAACCCAACGGUACGCUUCCAGCAAAUGGUGCCUUCAAGAAUUGGCUCAAAUGGUGGAGUGCUGGAAGGGAAACAAGGGUCACCUCAUCCUCCCCAUUUUCUACUUCGUUGACCCUAGAGAUGUGAGGCAUCAACAGGGUCCUUAUCAGCAGGCCUUUGAACAACAUGCACAAAAACAUAGCCCUGAAACUGUCAAGGAAUGGAGAGAAGCCCUUCAGGAGGUUGGGCAGAUGAAAGGAUGGCAUGUCACUGAAUCUGACAGUCAGGGAGGCAUAAUAGAGCAAAUCCUUUCUGAUGUCGAGUUUCAUUUGAGGAGCAUUUACACAUUAGUAACUGAUGAGUUGGUGGGAAUCAAUAGUCACGUGGAAGGAGUGAUGACAUUACUGAAUUUAGCCUCCUCUGAAGUGAAAGUCGUUGGCAUUCAUGGCAUGGGUGGUUUAGGUAAAACCACUCUAGCCAAAGCUGUCUAUAACAAGAUUUUCACUCAAUUUGAUCGCUGUUGUUUCUUGGAAGAUGUACGGGAAACAUUGACAAAGAGCGAAGGGGCUUUGUCUUUGCAAAAUAAGCUUAUCUCUAGCAUUUUGAGGGAGGGUAGUUAUCAAGUUAACAAUGUCAGUGAGGGAAUCAAUAUGAUAAAGGAAAGGGUUUGCAAACACAAGGUGCUUGUUGUUAUUGAUGACAUAGAUGACAAGUUUGAAUUUGAUAAGAUUCUAGGGAACUUGAGUGAUUUUUCUUUAGAUAGUAGGUUUAUGUUUACAACAAGAUAUAAAAGAGCUUUAGAUUAUUUUCGAGAAUGUAAAUUGUAUGAACCAGGAGAAAUGAGUCGUCCUCUUUCCCUGCAACUUUUUAGCAAACAUGCUUUUGGGAUGGACAUUCCUCCAAAGGAAGAUGCCUCUAUAUCUGAGGAAUUCGUAAAAGUUGCUGCUGGACUUCCAUUAGCUCUCACGGUGAUAGGAUCACUUCUGUUUCGUAGAGGAAGGAAAUUCUGGGAAGAAAAGUUGAUGGAGUUACAAGGGAUACCUUCUACUACCGAGAAUAAGGUGCAAGAGAGAUUGAAGAUUAGCUACAACGAGUUGACGCGCAAUGAAAAGGAAAUCUUCCUUGAUAUUGCAUGUUUUUUUAUCGGUAGUCACAAAAAUUUACCUUACUACAUGUGGAGUGGUUGCGAUUUGUAUCCAGAAAGUGGGAUCGACACUCUUAUUCAGAGAUCCUUGAUAAAACUGGACGUGGGAAAUCAUUUUUGGAUGCACGAUCACAUCAAAGAUCUUGGAAGGGCCAUUGUUAAAGAGGAAGAUAUUCAACAUCCAUACAACCGUAGCAGGAUAUGGUCUACUGAUGAUGCCCUCGACAUGUUUAGAAAUGGAAAGGGAAGUGAACGGGUGGAAGCUAUUAGGGUGAAUUUGAAUUCUAGAGAUGCUCAUGAAAAGCUGCUUACGAGCAAGCAAUUUAAGAACUUAUCAGGUUUAAGGUAUCUGGAGGUGCGAUAUGGAAACGUGAUGGGGGAUUUCAGCCAGGUUCUUCCAAAUCUACGUUGCCUUCGACUGCCACAUUGUGAAUCAAUCCCAACUGAUAUUUACACAACGAAAUUGACCGUUCUUGAUUUGGAGCAAUGCGAUGUAAAAGAUAACUGGAGGGGCUGGAAUCGAAUAAAGGUAAAAUCUGUUUCCUCUUUCUGUCUUUUCCAGGCGGCAGCGAAGCUGAAAGCUGUAAAUUUAACCAGGUGCGUCGAGCUGAGAAGGGCUCCUGACCUGUCCACAUGCGCAGGUAUGGAGUUGAUAAACUUUGAGGAAUGUGGUAGGAUGGAAGGACAAUUGAACAUUGCCAAUUUCAAGAAUCUGAACAUGCUGAGGCUCCCUUGGACCAAGAUAACAGGCUUAAUCAUCACGGGUAAUGACAUUGGAAGGCUUCAACGACUGGAGGAGAUGGACUUGAGGUUUACUCCUAUGACAGAAUUGCCCGCCGGGAUGGACAAGUUAUCCUCUCUCCAGAGCCUGCUGCUCGAAUCACUAUACCAGGGGUACCAAUUAGAAAUACCCAGACUCCCGAGGAGUUUAAAAAGGUUAGCCAUUGCAUCUUCCAACGGGGUCCCAAAUUUGCUGGAGCUGACGGCAUUGGAGUCCCUAAGCUACCUCAACGGCAGUAUUCCUUCGAUCCCUAGAGGCUUACAGUUUGUGGUCAGCUGUGACGAAUGUCAACUGAUUCAUGAGAAGUAUUCCGGGCCCUUGAGUGAACUCCCUAGCUUAGCAAAUCUGCGCAACCUGACCCAACUCACGCUCAUGCAUAUAGAGGCGGUAGAGAUUCGUGGCCUCGGGGAGCUGAGGGCUCUGGUGACUAUGGAGAUAUCGGAUUCCCCGAAUCUGAACAAUCUCAACGGACUUGAGAAUCUGCUCCUCCUCACAACCCUGUCUGUGGGAAGCUGCGCCGUGCUGGAGAGGCUGCCCAGUCUAGCGAAUUUGAUGAAAUUGAAGGAUUUGGAGGUUUACCAGUGUCCGGUGCUCGUGGAAAUCCAAUGCCUGGGUGAUCUCGGGGAGUCUCUAUCGCGUCUGACAAUUAAGGAUUGUCCCAGCUUGGCAAACUUACAUGGAUUACUUCAGUUUCUGGGAGCAUUGGAUGAUUUGACUCUUGAGGAGCAAUCGUUUUGUGGAAAACCAUGUCCUGACCUCUCUGGUCUCCUCAAUCUGAAACGGCUGAGGAUUUUGUUCAGUCCGCACUGGACUGAGGUGACAGGGCUUGAGAGAUUGGUGUCGCUAGAAUCCCUGACCAUGAAGAGUUGCAUGUCAAUUCGACAGCUGCCGGAUCUGUCUAACCUCAGGAAUCUCAAUACAUUAGACCUUACAAAUUUUGCAAGCUUGACGAAUGUCCCCACAUGGAUCGGCAGAUUGGAGUCGUUACGUCAGCUACGAGUUCGUCAUUGUUGGUCGAUUACGGAGCUGCCAAAUUUAUCCGGCCUCAAGAAUUUGGAGGAAUUGAACCUUAGUUACUGCACAGGGUUGACUGAGGUAAAAGGAAUCGAGGGUUUGGAGUCGUUAACAAAGCUGAUACUGUAUGAUUGCAAGUCAAUAGAGGAGUUGGGAAAUGUCUCUGGUCUCAAGAAAUUAAGGGAGUUGGAUAUUGAGGGAUGCAAAAGAUUGACCAAGGUGAAGGGACUCGAGGAGCUGGAUGGGCUACGCGAUGUGGACAUGGAGAUGAGGAUGAGCUUGAAGUAUUUGGCAAAGGCGGCUGCUAGAUACGGCAAGGAACUAGCUUCUCGGUUCGUUGUGGGGUUUACAGGAGCUGCUGAUAGCUCUACUUCCAGCUCAGGUAGCGAGUUCGUGGAGCGCGAGCCGGAGCAUGAACUGGAGGAAGAGCGAGAGCCAAAAUGGGAGCGUAAGAAUCUCUAUUAUUCACCGAGAUAUUGUUAG
Molecule: messenger RNA, 3877 nt
Organism: Linum tenue
Lineage: Eukaryota; Viridiplantae; Streptophyta; Magnoliopsida; Malpighiales; Linaceae
Source: the annotation of a GenBank genome assembly